GGACAACAUGGCGGACAAGAGGGAUAAUGCGGCCGACCAGAUGAAGCUGUGGAAGGAGAGCCGGGGCUCUCAGAAACCAGAUGUCCUUACCACCGGCGGGGGAAACCCUAUAUCUGAUAAGCUGAAUCUCUUGACCGUUGGCCCUCGGGGUCCCCUAUUGGUGCAGGAUGUGGUGUUCACUGACGAAAUGGCCCAUUUUGACAGGGAGAGGAUCCCAGAAAGAGUUGUCCAUGCUAAAGGAGCAGGAGCUUUUGGCUAUUUUGAGAUCACGCACGACAUCACCAAAUACAGCAAGGCCAAAGUGUUUGAGCACAUUGGGAAGAGAACGCCAAUCGCCAUACGGUUCUCCACUGUCGCUGGGGAGUCCGGCUCUGCUGACACAGUCCGAGACCCUCGAGGGUUUGCGGUUAAAAUGUAUACAGAGGAUGGGAACUGGGACCUGACUGGCAACAACACCCCAGUCUUCUUCAUCCGAGAUGCCAUGUUGUUUCCAUCUUUUAUCCACUCUCAGAAAAGGAACCCACAGACUCAUUUAAAGGACCCGGAUAUGGUGUGGGAUUUCUGGGCUCUGCGCCCCGAGUCUCUUCACCAGGUUUCCUUCUUGUUUUCUGACCGUGGUAUUCCGGAUGGUCACCGCCACAUGAAUGGCUACGGAUCCCACACCUUCAAACUGGUCAAUGCCAAAGAUGAAGCUGUAUAUUGUAAAUUCCAUUACAAGACUGACCAAGGCAUCCGGAACCUCACAGUGGAGGAAGCAAAUCGCUUGUCUGCCAGCGACCCUGACUACGGGAUACAUGACUUGUAUGAAUCCAUUGCUGCUGGUAACUACCCAUCGUGGUCUUUCUACAUUCAAGUCAUGACUUUCCAGCAAGCAGAGAAAUUCAAGUUCAAUCCCUUUGAUUUAACCAAAAUCUGGCCACAUGGCGAUUACCCGCUCAUACCUGUGGGUAAGUUGGUGCUGAACAGAAACCCAACUAACUACUUUGCAGAAGUGGAGCAGCUGGCUUUUGAUCCAAGUAACAUGCCCCCUGGCAUUGAGCCAAGCCCAGACAAGAUGCUGCAGGGGCGACUUUUCUCCUACCCCGACACUCACAGGCAUCGCUUGGGGCCAAAUUAUCUGCAGCUGCCUGUAAACUGCCCUUACAGAACUCGGGUGGCCAAUUACCAGCGGGAUGGACCCAUGUGCUUCACUGACAAUCAGGGCGGAGCUCCAAAUUAUUACCCCAACAGCUUCUGUGCCCCUGAGAACCAGCCUCAAGUGAGGGAGCACAGAUUCCACGUGUCUGCAGAUGUUGCUCGCUACAAUAGCGCCGAUGAGGACAAUGUUUCACAGGUGCGAGACUUUUACGUGAAAGUGCUAAGUGAGGAGCAGCGACUGCGCCUGUGUGAGAACAUUGCAGGACACCUGAAGGAUGCUCAGCUUUUCAUUCAGAAGAGAGCUGUGAAAAAUUUCACUGACGUUCACCCUGAGUAUGGUGCCCGGAUUCAGGCUCUGUUGGACAAGUACAACGCUGAGGGGGCAAAGAAGAAAACUGUGAAAACCUACACCCAGCAUUCCACUUACGCCACCGCAAAGGACAAAGCCAACCUGUAGCCUUCCUGCUUCAAGAAUCAUCCGUCCGGGAGCCAUUUUAAUUCGUCACAUGACGUUAAACAAAAGACAUGAAUGAUUGUACUGCGAUUCGGUAGCGAAUCUUAGUGUCCCUCCCGCUGAUUCCCUCGUGGCAGAUUUACAACUCAAAUACUCCUCUCUCAUUGGCUGCACGCUCUGCCCUUUUGCAGCUCUAAGUUCUUUAGAAAACUGACAAAAUUCUUAAAAAAAAUACUGACCUGAUUUGCAUAGGAACACGGGAAAUUCCUUUGUUAACUGGAAUAAUCACAUUGAGUUAAUACAAGUUAUGUUUUAUUAUGUUGCUGAGGCUUUUACCCCUUUGGGGUUAAAAAUGCUGUUUAAAAAAUGCCUUAAAACAAGCCAGCCAAUCACAAGCACUGUUAUAUUAAUACGGCUAGUGGAACAGUAUAGUAUAGGUUGCACUUAAAAAAAUGAAAGCACUUGUGGCAGGCAGUUUGGGCACUAAUGGGCUUCCAGAGCAGUGGCCUGAUUCGGUCACUGAUCUAUCCAUCUGCCUGUGUGGGAGUUGUGGGAUUUAUCUACUAAGCAGAGAAAGGCUUGUGAUCACCUGACUCUCAUUCUUUUUCCUACAAUUAACCUGUUAACGAAAAAUGUACUUUUGUUAUUAAAAAUGACAUGCAUUAUGAUCUA
Messenger RNA from Xenopus tropicalis (tropical clawed frog), 2263 nucleotides. It is a transcript of the gene cat.2, whose product is annotated as catalase, gene 2. Gene Ontology annotation, cellular component: peroxisomal matrix. Gene Ontology annotation, biological process: response to oxidative stress; cellular oxidant detoxification; hydrogen peroxide catabolic process. Lineage: Eukaryota; Metazoa; Chordata; Amphibia; Anura; Pipidae. The record is from RefSeq and is marked provisional. Gene Ontology annotation, molecular function: catalase activity; heme binding.